AUGGUCGGCGUUCUCUUUAAAAUUGCUGAUAUCCUAUCACUGUCGGUGAUUUGGAACAGUGAUCUGCUGAAGAUGUCCUGUUUCAAAUUAAUGUUUCCUCUUGGUGUGCUCGACUGUUUGACGAUUAUUUUGUGCAACUUUUAUACAGGCUAUUUGUAUGUGAUCGAUUUCGAGUACUGCAUGUAUCCGUAUACGAGCUACUUUGUCGGAGUUCUGCUAGCCAGUGAUCAACAACAUAAAGAUUGUCAAAAAAGAAACAAACUUUUUCUAGUUGUUGUCAACUCAUGUUUUAUGCUUAGUCUGCAACUUGGUUUCAAUCAUUUUAUCGAUGUGUGGAGAGCUGAAAUUGGAGAUUUACUUUUCAAGUACACAUCGAUUUUUCAAACGACCACAAACACCGUUGUGUCGAUAGCGAUUUCCCUGUGCUACAUAGCGAUCUACAGCUCGUAUAUGGCAAAAGUUCGACUCGGCACCAGUCAAUCGCAAAAUCGAUUUCAAAGAAAAAUUCUCAUCGAAACGAUUCUCGUCUGUCUUCCCACCCUUUCCACAGCCUCUCUUUGGGCAUCAUUUGCUUUCGUUUAUCCAUCCGAUUUUCUAAUGCAUUUAGCGCAUUUGAGCUGGCAGCUUAUGCAUGGCAUGCCGGCUAUCGUUUAUCUGUUCGUGAAUAAAACGAUUCAGAAACGAGCAUUUCGAAGGCCAGCUGUCUGGUUGAAUCUAUCGGUUUCUCGUGGUGGAUCCUAUGCAGAUAAAGUCCAACCGAUACCGUUAACAACAACAGAAAACCAAUCGAUCAACGCUCUAAAAUAU
Mesorhabditis belari is the source of this 807-nucleotide messenger RNA. NCBI's taxonomy places the organism in Eukaryota, Metazoa, Nematoda, Chromadorea, Rhabditida, Rhabditidae. The record is from the annotation of a GenBank genome assembly.